Radiomyces spectabilis is the source of this 1104-nucleotide messenger RNA. RefSeq lists its product as uncharacterized. The record is from RefSeq and is a predicted model, not a curated record. NCBI's taxonomy places the organism in Eukaryota, Fungi, Mucoromycota, Mucoromycetes, Mucorales, Radiomycetaceae. The coding region runs from base 1 to 1104 and encodes 367 amino acids. The transcript has a single exon.
AUGUCCCGUCCAGUGUCUCAUGUCAUUACAGCGGAAUCAUUUACCAUACGUACUGCGGGUAUCAAUAGUACACGAAAACGGACCCGAGGAUCGUUGGCAGCACGAAGGCCCGUUCGUCGUAAACGCAAUCUAGCCGCUCAGGUGGUGUGUCCACCGCCACGACCUACCAUCGAUGAAAGCGAUCAGGAAGUCGUGGUUUCCAAUCCGCAGUUGGCCAUGAUCCUGAACGGUGCCGUCAUAUUCUUUGAUAGAACAUUGAUUGAGCGCCAACGGUUAUCGCGUCAAGCUUUGGCUUUGGGAGCACAAGUGGUGGAAGAAAUCGACCACGCCACUCUCACCCACAUUGUGCAUGCUCCCAGUAUGGUGAAUGGCGUUAAACAAAGACAUCCCCGGUUCGUGCUUCAAGCGUUGGAACGAAAUAUUCGUGUCGUGUCCCCUUUAUGGAUCCGGCACUGCUUUGACGAAAAGCAGAAACUCCCAGAAGCGUUUUUCCCUUACGAUAUUGAUGCGCAGAAUCAACACCGCCAACUGAUUGAUCUUCAAAACCGGCCAAUGCACACCACAAUAGAAGAUGAUAAUCCUUUCCACAUCGACGAAGAGGAAUUGAUUUCCUCGGAUUCGGAUGCCAACGAUGAUGAGAAGGUUUCGGUUCACGAAAAUGACAGUGUUCGAGGUGAGAGCCCGUUACCGGUCAUGGCGUCAGAUCAUGCCCAUGGUACGACGCCUGUACCUGUACCUCCGUUGGAACGCAGUGAGUCACCGUUGGCCACGUUGUCUACAGCGACAUCCUCGGUCACCCACGAAGAAGACCCAGAAAAAUCGACAAGGCGAAAGAAACGGGCAGAGGAUAUCCGAAAAAUAUUAGAAAGAGUGCGUGUGUCACGGCAAUCACGCGAAGAAGAGCGCGGUGACGAUGCGUUGCAGUCCUCGCUCAUCAAACCAUAUCAAAAGGUGCAAUUGCCCGAUGCGCAAGGCAAACUCAAGAUAUGGUACGGUGAACAAACCAUCUUUUACAAUGAUACCCCCACCAGUAUGGGAUCGUCGAAAACACUUAAACGAUCACGUGGAACGACCGGCGAAUCCUCGAAGAAACGAUCCAUGUAA